Physcomitrium patens is the source of this 902-nucleotide messenger RNA. Its product is annotated as protein FATTY ACID EXPORT 6. Gene Ontology annotation, biological process: fatty acid transport. Gene Ontology annotation, cellular component: chloroplast inner membrane. The record is from RefSeq and is a predicted model, not a curated record. Gene Ontology annotation, molecular function: fatty acid transmembrane transporter activity. NCBI's taxonomy places the organism in Eukaryota, Viridiplantae, Streptophyta, Bryopsida, Funariales, Funariaceae.
UGAAUGGGGGCUGCUUGGGACCGGUGUCGUCUGGCUGUGGCUACGGCUAUGGCGACAACGCCAGCCACCCUUGACCAAGACGGAGGAUCCUUCGCCGCAAUCAAUCCUUCACGGACAAACAACAUAAUCAGUGGCUUCAAUGCGCAUCGUCUUCAUCUGCUAACGGAGCACCGCAAUCCUGCGACCCAACUCUUCUUGCUCGUCUCUGAGUUUCCGCGCUCUGCUGGUUUGAAAUCGUGGGGAUUGUAGCUUUGCGAGGGUUCGGGAUUUGGAUCUAGCGAAGAGGCGACAGAGUACGACCCGACGGUCAGAAUGCACGAUUUCUGCUUCACGUAUCCCUAUGGGUUUUUGGUGCUGUUCGGGGGUUUGUUCGGGUUUCUCAGGAAGGGUAGCACGACGUCGUUGAUGGGUGGCGUGGGCAGCGGCGCAUUGCUCCUUCUCGCCGCGUACAAGAGCCACCAAGACUACUUGCGAGGGUCCAAGUCCAGUUUGGCUCUAUUCCUUGAAACAGUUGUGGCUGUGGCUUUGACGUGGGUUAUGGGACAACGGUUUAUGGUCACCUCCAAAUUUAUGCCUGCCGGCAUGGUGGCUGCGUUGAGUGGAAUCAUGUCGCUCUUCUACCUGUACAAGGUGGCCACAGGAGGUAACCGCAUUAUUAAGAAAGAAGCGUGAGCAUUUCUUCUUCAUGCUUCUUGGUUAUUGUAGAUUGUUAAGUCAAUUGGCAAUCUGAGGGGCUCCUGGGUUUGUUAUAAAGGCCCAUAUUGGCAUACAAUGUAACUCCAUGGUGUAAGUUUCUUAGGUUAGAUUGUUGUAAUGGAAGUGGGAGCUGAGGUUUGUUGAUUGCCCAUGUUUUGUGAGCUGAUUUAACGGAGUUCUGGCUGUCGGUUGCUGCAUGAAUUGAA